UACGGGUAAAAAUGUAAACGCUCCUCUAGCAGCGGAGUUAGCUAACAUGAUCUACCCGCUCUUCUGUCAUCGCUGCAGGGUUUAUUUCCGAUUUUUAUCUCAGUCAGUAGCUAUCGGAUGAUGUUAUGAAAUCUUAUUUUGGUGCUUUAACAGUCAGCAUCCAAUUUCUGUCAUAAAAUUAGACAUGUUCGGGCUACUUUAGCGCAGCUGGCUUACUGCACUUUCCUCUUCUGUCCUGUUAUAAGUCAACAUGGCGCUUUCCUUGGUGAGUCUUUGUGCCAGAGAGGUGGUGAGUGACCACAGCUCGUCUCCUAACUGGUUAAGCUGGGUGCCAAGAGAGCUGUAUCGGGCGCUGCUGGAGGCCGCCUUCGCCUGCUCUAGACCGCUGGCUGUGGGCGAGCUGGUGCAGCGGUGGCCCGAACGGACGCUCCGCGUCGCAGGACGGCGGAAACCCGGUCAAGCGUCCCCAAAUCGACUCUGCAUUCAGGCUCUGCUGCUUGCAGUUGUAAGAGGACUCGUGGAUCAAAGAUCUACUCUGCAAGUUCUGGACAUCUGUGGGCUUCAGGGAGAUGAGGGAGGAAUGGGGGACCCAAUGGGAGGCUGGUCUCUGACUGUUGCCCUCUGCAGCAUGGUUCUUCAAGCUAGAGCUGGAGCACAGCGGGCUCAGCGGAAGGAAGGAGACCGGGAGAGGAAACGGUCCUCAGCACUUGAAAGGGAAAGAGAUCUGAAAAGAGAAAGGGGACCGAGGAGAGGAGUAAAAGGAUUCGGUGGUGAGGAUUUGUGCAGUAGCAGGGAGACACCUGGAUCUCCUGUAAGUGAAGAGGAGCUCAUUCAAGGAGUCAGAAGGAGGAUGGAGAUGGAUAGAAAAAGGGGAGGUGCAGCGACAGGUUUAGGAGGAACCAAAAGUGAAGUGGAUGAGAAAGAGGCAGAUUGUGAGGUGGUGGUGCGUGUUAGAGCUGAUUUUUUUGUAAAUGCCCGGUCGUGGGAGCGCGUUCGUGUGGCUCUGAGCACACCAGGACCUUUGAAGCUUCAGUGCAGAGACCUGCGUGUGGAGGAGAUUUCGGUGGCGAGUAUCAGGACUCUGCUGAACCUGUUGCCUCGCAGAGGGCUCCUGGGCAUUGACGUUCGAUACAGCAGCCUGGGAGUGGCUGGCUUGGCUGAGCUGCUGCCUCUUCUCUCUACAUUUCCUGAACUGAACUCUCUCCGGCUGCAUUACUGCAACCUGGACAUUCGCAGAGACCAUCUGGGCCAGGAGGACGUACUGAGGGACCUUUCACAGGGACUGGCUCAGCUGAGGGAACUACGGCGGCUCAGCCUCACUGCUUUGCGGCUCCCUGGUCAGCUGCGUGUGUUGCUCAGCUCACUGUCUCAGGCUUUGGAGAUCUUGGAGCUGCCAUACUUGAGCCUGAGUCCCACUGACCUGGCCUAUCUGUCAUGCAGCCAUCACGCCUCAACGCUACAGCAGCUGGAUCUGAGUGAGAACCGUCUGGACGAGAGCACCCUGCCUUCAGUUCGACGCCUCCUCUCCCAGGCUUCCAGCAGCCUGCAGCACCUCUCCCUAAGUGGCUGCGGUCUGACUGACAGCCUUUUGGGGCUCUUGCUUCCCUCGCUGGGGGGAUGCUCGGCCCUCAAGAGCCUGGCUUUAGCCCUGAACCCACUUUCGAUGGCGGGCCUCACGGACCUGGUGCGGAUGGCAGCAAGAAUGCCUGCCCUGCGGCAGCUACUCUACCCCAACCCUCUGGAGGACUACCAGCCGGGCCUCCCUGCUUUUCCCUCCAGUGCUCAGCUGUUGGAGUGGCCUCUGGAUGAAGCUACAGACAUCAACAUGACCAGUAGCCAACUGAACAGGUUGCUUGUAGACACCGGACGCUCUGACCUCUUCCUGACCUGUGACCUGAUCAAUUAUGAUAAAAACUUGGUGGACUAGAGCAGGCCAGAGGUGCACCUCGGUUCACUCACCAACACAGCUGACAAUCAAACAAAAGGCUCACGAAAUUGUUGCAUUUUAAUAUUUGUACUUUUAAAAUUUUUCUUUUCAUUUACGAAGGUAAAAAUAGCCACAAAAAUGUUAACCUGGUUAAAAACAGGAUGUAAUUCCACUAAUGGCAAUGUUACACCUGGCCACUAAAAAGUGUGUUACUGUUGGUUACCAAUAAUGAAAUUAUGAGGAAGUUACCGCUAGAGGGCACUGCAUCAUUCAGAUAUUAUUAAAGGGACAUUUUUUAAAAUGUACUUUUUUUCAGUGUAAAAGUUACAGCUUUUAGAGGAUUUGGUUUUCUGCUGGAGGAGCUGAGAAUUACAGAUGACCUCUAAAGUCUCAUGAUUAUCCAGGCUCUGGCUAGUAAAAGGCACCUUUUGGGUUACACACUGUUGAAAAUGGUCAAACUGUCCAAUAAAUACGUGAUCUUGUUUGAUUUCUCAGUUUAAA
Messenger RNA from Nothobranchius furzeri (turquoise killifish), 2428 nucleotides. RefSeq names its product leucine-rich repeat-containing protein 14. The record is from RefSeq and is a predicted model, not a curated record. Gene Ontology annotation, cellular component: cytoplasm. NCBI's taxonomy places the organism in Eukaryota, Metazoa, Chordata, Actinopteri, Cyprinodontiformes, Nothobranchiidae.